AUGUCUGUGGGGGGAGGGGCCUCGGUCCAGGGGAGGGGCCUCAGUCCAGGGGAGGGGCCUCGGUCCAGUGCAGAGCUCCUCUUUAAAGGACCAGGCCAUCCAUCAAACGGCAGGAGCUGGAGCAGUGAUGAAGACUGUGAUGAAGACAGUGAUGAAGACAGUGAUGAAGACUGUGAUGAAGGCAGUGAUGAAGACUGUGAUGAAGACUGUGAUGAAGACUGUGAUGAAGACUGUGAUGAAGACAGUGAUGAAGACAGUGAUGAAGACAGUGAUGAAGACAGUGAUGAAGACAGUGAUGAAGACAGUGAUGAAGACAGUGAUGAAGACUGUGAUGAAGACAGUGAUGAAGACAGUGAUGAAGACAGUGAUGAAGACUGUGAUGAAGACAGUGAUGAAGACAGUGAUGAAGACUGUGAUGAAGGCAGUGAUGAAGACUGUGAUGAAGACUGUGAUGAAGACUGUGAUGAAGACUGUGAUGAAGACAGUGAUGAAGACAGUGAUGAAGACAGUGAUGAAGACAGUGAUGAAGACAGUGAUGAAGACAGUGAUGAAGACAGUGAUGAAGACUGUGAUGAAGACAGUAAUGAAGACAGUGAUGAAGACAGUGAUGAAGACAGUGAUGAAGACUGUGAUGAAGACAGUGAUGAAGACAGUGAUGAAGACAGUGAUGAAGACUGUGAUGAAGACUGUGAUGAAGACAGUGAUGAAGACAGUGAUGAAGACAGUGAUGAAGACAGUGAUGAAGACAGUGAUGAAGACUGUGAUGAAGACAGUGAUGAAGACAGUGAUGAAGACAGUGAUGAAGACAGUGAUGAAGACAGUGAUGAAGACAGUGAUGAAGACUGUGAUGAAGACAGUGAUGAAGACAGUGAUGAAGACAGUGAUGAAGACUGUGAUGAAGACAGUGAUGAAGACAGUGAUGAAGACUGUGAUGAAGACUGUGAUGAAGACAGUGAUGAAGACUGUGAUGAAGACUGUGAUGAAGACAGUGAUGAAGACAGUGAUGAAGACAGUGAUGAAGACAGUGAUGAAGACUGUGAUGAAGGCAGUGAUGAAGACUGUGAUGAAGACUGUGAUGAAGACUGUGAUGAAGACUGUGAUGAAGACAGUGAUGAAGACAGUGAUGAAGACAGUGAUGAAGACAGUGAUGAAGACAGUGAUGAAGACAGUGAUGAAGACAGUGAUGAAGACUGUGAUGAAGACAGUAAUGAAGACAGUGAUGAAGACAGUGAUGAAGACAGUGAUGAAGACUGUGAUGAAGACAGUGAUGAAGACAGUGAUGAAGACAGUGAUGAAGACUGUGAUGAAGACUGUGAUGAAGACAGUGAUGAAGACAGUGAUGAAGACAGUGAUGAAGACAGUGAUGAAGACAGUGAUGAAGACAGUGAUGAAGACUGUGAUGAAGACAGUGAUGAAGACAGUGAUGAAGACAGUGAUGAAGACAGUGAUGAAGACAGUGAUGAAGACAGUGAUGAAGACUGUGAUGAAGACUGUGAUGAAGACUGUGAUGAAGACAGUGAUGAAGACUGUGAUGAAGACAGUGAUGAAGACAGUGAUGAAGACAGUGAUGAAGAAGGAUAA
This is a messenger RNA of Knipowitschia caucasica, 1581 nucleotides long. NCBI's taxonomy places the organism in Eukaryota, Metazoa, Chordata, Actinopteri, Gobiiformes, Gobiidae. The record is from the annotation of a GenBank genome assembly.